AUGACCUCAUGGAUUCACUCCACAGAAACAGUAAACAAUGUGACUGAGUUCAUUUUCUGGGGCCUUUCUCAGAAUGCAAAGAUUGAAGAAGCAUGUUUUGUGGUGUUUUCUUUCUUCUACAUGGUCAUUGUUCUGGGCAACCUCCUCAUCAUGUUCACAGUGUGCCUCGGUAACCUCUUUAAGUCACCCAUGUAUUUUUUCCUCAACUUCUUGUCAUUUGUGGACAUUUGUUACUCUUCAGUCACAGCACCCAAGAUGAUUGUUGACCUGUUAGCUAAGAAAAAAACCAUCUCCUAUGUGGGUUGCAUGCUUCAACUCUUUGGAGUUCAUUUCUUUGGCUGCACUGAAAUCUUCAUUCUCACUGUCAUGGCCUAUGAUCGUUACGUGGCCAUCUGUAAACCCUUGCACUAUAUGACCAUCAUGGACAGAGAGAGAUGCAAUAAGAUGUUGCUGGGAACAUGGGUCGGUGGAUUCUUACAUUCCAUUAUCCAAGUCGCUCUGGUAGUGCAACUUCCCUUUUGUGGACCAAAUGAGAUUGAUCACUACUUCUGUGAUGUCCAUCCAGUUCUGAAACUUGCCUGCACAGAUACCUAUGUUGUCGGUGUUGUUGUAACAGCCAACAGUGGCACCAUUGCGCUGGGCAGUUUUGUCAUUUUGCUAAUUUCAUACACCGUCAUUCUGGUGUCUCUGAGAAAGCAGUCAGCUGAAGGCAGGCGCAAAGCUCUCUCCACCUGUGGCUCCCACAUCGCGGUGGUCAUCAUCUUUUUCGGUCCAUGUACUUUUAUGUAUAUGCGACCUGACACUACCUUCUCAGAGGAUAAGAUGGUAGCUGUAUUUUACACUAUCAUCACCCCCAUGUUAAAUCCUCUGAUUUAUACUCUGAGAAAUGCAGAAGUAAAGAAUGCAAUGAAGAAACUGUGGAGUAGAAAAAUCUUCUCAGAGGAUAAUGGGAAAUAA
Jaculus jaculus (lesser Egyptian jerboa) is the source of this 957-nucleotide messenger RNA. Its product is annotated as olfactory receptor 4S2. Gene Ontology annotation, cellular component: membrane. The coding region runs from base 1 to 957 and encodes 318 amino acids. Lineage: Eukaryota; Metazoa; Chordata; Mammalia; Rodentia; Dipodidae. Gene Ontology annotation, molecular function: olfactory receptor activity; G protein-coupled receptor activity. The transcript has a single exon. The record is from RefSeq and is a predicted model, not a curated record. Gene Ontology annotation, biological process: G protein-coupled receptor signaling pathway.